Molecule: messenger RNA, 10824 nt
Organism: Coregonus sp. 'balchen'
Lineage: Eukaryota; Metazoa; Chordata; Actinopteri; Salmoniformes; Salmonidae
Source: the annotation of a GenBank genome assembly
GUCACUGCCAGGGGAUUCGCCCCAUUGUUGCAGUUUGCCUACACUGCUAAGCUGUUACUCAGCAGAGAAAACAUCCAGGAGGUCAUCCGCUGUGCCGAAUUCCUGCGCAUGCACAACCUGGAGGACUCGUGCUUUCGCUUCCUGGAGGCCCAGCUCCGCAGCGAGGAGGACGGCCUGCUGCUGUGCCACAAGGUGGCGCCGGCCGAGGGCAACCACGAGACCGAGGACGAGAGCAUGCAGUCUGAGACGACAACAAAGGUCACCUCCCCCCGGGCCCGGCGGCGCGCUGAAGCUUUGGCCUCCUUGCAGCAAGCAGCGGACGCGGACCAGCUAGCCAUGGCGGUGCCCAGCGACUUCGCAGACGGACGGCUGGACUUCGACAGGCACGGAGCGUCGGACCUCCCCCGCUGCCCCAAAUACAGGAAGUACCAGUGGGCCUGCAACAAGCACAAUAACAACACCUCCUCACAUACAAGUACCUCAGGUUUUCCAAGCACAUUAUUAUUUAAGGAGACCAGCGGUGGCAUCAGCGACGGGGCGGUCCGGGACCAGAGCAGGCCGCCGGUGGCCCAAAUCAAAGUGGAGCCGCGGGCAGAGGAAGAGGUAAUCUCGCUGUACCUGUCGGGGGACGAGCAGGACGGCCAGGACAAGGAUGAUGUGACAGCCAUGGAAUUGGACAGUGUCCCAGUGGUAUCCCCCUCUUCCGUCAAGCGGAGCAAGUCCCCUACCUGCCUCCGCGCCUUCUUCAAGAAAGGAACGGACCUGCCAGGUCUACCCAACGCAUCGCAACAGCUAUUCGCCAACAAACUCGCCAGCAUCUGCCCCCAAGACAAAGAAACCACUCAGGGAGAUCACAAAACAAAAGAUUUCAGGCCUUUCACUGCAGGGGAGCUGGGCCUGUCUGUUACAUCCCCAAAGGAAGUGGACGGCUUCCCUCCGAGGCUGUCGGCGCUGAAGUCUGCCUCCUGCGACGGCGUUUGCAAACAGGAAGUGGAGCUGGACCGCCGCAGUGUCAUUUUUUCCUCCUCAGGGGCCUGCGACCGUCUGGGCACCCCGGCGCAUUCCUGCAAUGGUGGUAACUCUUUGGAGAUGGAGCUCUCAGAGCACACGCCAAAGAGUCUGUGGGAUGGUGCCAGCCAGUCCCUCCCCACCUCCGAGACCUACUCUCCCAGCAGCGCCCCCUCCCUCGCUUCCACCACCACAGAGUCCCCGCCGCUCCUCUGCCGCCUGCGGCCCAACACCAGCUGCCCAGUGCCAAUCAAGGUGUGCACGCGCUCACCGCCCUCCGAGACCCGCACGCGGACCUCCAGCUCCUGCUCCUCCUACUCUUACGCGGAGGAUGGGAGCGGCGGCUCCCCCUGCAGCCUGCCCCAGUUUGAGUUCUCCUCCUCGCCGUGUUCCAACGUGGCGCUCCGCCUCGCCGCCGACCAGCAGGACCAGAGCGUGAUGGGGGGAGAUGCCCUCUUCAACCAGGUGCGCCCCAAGAUCAAGUGCGAGCAGUCGUACGGCACCAACUCCAGCGACGAGUCGGGAUCCUUCUCCGAGGGUGACAGCGAGUUGUGUCGAGUCGAGCAAGGGCCAGAGGUGAGUGAAUUGAACACUAUCACACUGUCUUCUCUCAUGUCGAACACAAUCCCUCGUACACCCAGUCCCACCUUGGGGACUAAUCAUCAUCUCAGAGUGACCUAGCUCUCCAGGUCUGCAUUUACAGUCAUUAGAUCAUCAUGUAAUUGAAGCGGGAGUAUUAUUUCACUAAAAGAUUUACAGCAACACCACCGUGAAUAGAACAGGGGAACAGAUGUGCUUUGAUAAUAUUAAUCGGCUUUACGCACUGUUUGAGAUCUGUGUAAUGAGUCUGAAUAGGAGCGAGGGUCCAAACCAAAUGCGCUCGCUAGAACAAUCUGAGCCCACACACACACACACACACACACACACACACACACUCCCGAGGAGGUGGUUGUUGUGUCGAGGGCUGUGAUUGGUUGAUCCUAUGGACAGGGAAGCGCUGGUGUGUGUAGAAGGGCUAAUAGACUGAGAUGUAGAUGGGGGAGCUGGCGAGGAGUCAGGGUUCUCUCUAAGGCCAGGGUCUGAAGGCUUUCUCUUGUAGCUUUAUCUAUGCCCCCCUAGCUGUCACAGGCUAAAUAGCUGAUAUUAUCCCUUCACAAGCCUGACAUCUCUAAUCCAAUUCCACACAAUCUGCAUCUGCUAAUUGUCGAGACACUUCGCUGGGCAUUGACAUGAAUACUGUAUCACCAAUAUACCUACACUACUUGAAGGUGAAGGUAGCCUUUGUUGUAUGACAUGUAUAUACAAAUAUAGCUUAUAGUGUAUGUGACAGAUAUACGCCUACACUAUUUGAAGGUAGACUAUGUUGGGUUAUGCACACCUAUAGGGCAUAUACACUAUGUUUGUGAUAGUCAUAGGACAAUAGCAGUGUAAUGAAAAAGGAUGUAGCUGUACAGUGCACGUGGUUUGAUGGAGGAGGGGCUGCUCCGCGUUGUGUCAUGAUGAGACUGCAUCCUGCAGCGCCUGGCGUGCUUCUGACAAGGAUGGAUGGCCAAUCCCCUAAUCAUCCCCUAAUCCAUCUGGCCAGACAACCGACGUCCUCCAGGCUGACUGCAGAACAGCCCUGUUGUUGUUGUUGAUGUUGUUGUUAUUUACUGUGAGAUCACUAAGGAUAAAUAUAAUACAGCCUAGUCAAGUGGACAAUUAUAAUCAGGAUGAAAGCUGUUUUGUUCCAUCAAAGGGACAUUUUAAAUGAUUUUUAUUUAUUCAUACAGAAUGUCUCUGAUGCUUCUUUAAUUUCGUCUUGAAACGAUUGCAUCAGUAGCAUUUGCUUUUGUUGUAGGCAGACGUGCUUUCUCUUUGCCUGGAAGAUAAAGGCUUGCCGCUUCUCAGCCUGAGACCUUGAAGUGCGCAGGGAGCCGAGAGAGAGGGAAAGAGAGGGAGGAGAGAAACUGGUGUGUUGCCAUGGCGAUCAGAUUCACAGAGCCUAGUCCCUGUUUCGCCAACGUUGAAGCCACAUGACAGGAUUGAGCCUGUGACUGUGGAAAGAAUCCAGUCAGUCACUUCUUCUGUGCACAAACAGAGAGCGGCAAGAUUAACAGCCCUAGCAGUAAUGUGUAAUUAUUACCUUAGUGGCACCCACACCCAGUGAUUUAUGGGCCGUUUGAAGGACUGUUGAGUGCUCUACUAUAGACAAUUGUAAUUUACAGCGUUAGAGCUGUCGAGGAAGAAUAAAGCAGCCCCAAAAUGACUCUUCAGACAUUUCCAGUUCCCUUUGUUAUCUUGUAUGAGUCAAAGAGCGUAUGGACACACACUACACUAUAUUGUAGGCAGUCGAUUAGCAGCGCACAAAAUCCACUGUCAGAUCCAAUGACUGUAUAUAUGAAUGGACAAAGCCACUGAUCACGUGACACCAUUCAUUCCUAUGUGAAGAUUCAAUAGCGCAUUGAAGCCAAAUUAAGUCGGUUAAGAUGGCGUCUCAUGGAGACAUAACAUGCGCAGUUUGAGCUACUCCAGGAAGUGACGUUGCAGGCUAGUUCAGUGCUGUCCCCUCUCAUUGAGUAACUCAAGUUGAAGGCCGCCUGGGGUACUGCAGACUGUCAUUAGCAUCCUUAUAAUUUAUUCUUUGUGCAAUUAAAAAAUGAUUGGUUCAAGGACAGACAUCUGGUGUAUUAGAAGCGAUUAUUGGUACCAUGAUUGUCUUCAUUUGUAUUAUUUUUGACACAAAGAUUGACCACGAAGUUUGUCAUGUUUCCAUUCACUAUAAUGGGGAUCCUGUUUUCUGCUAACAAUGCCUGCAGUGCCAUGGUCGGCCAUGAAUUUCUCUGGCUUCAAUGAGAGGGGGCAGUCGUUCUCCCCUGGUCAGACCUCUAUUGACCCGCAUGGAGUUAUAUCUGCCUGCUGCUGAUAAGAUGUAUUAUGAAUGAGGCUGGCUGUCUGUGCUUGGUCUCAGAUGCUGCUGUGUGUGUAAGAAACACUCUCAGUAGUGCUGUUUGGUUUAUUACAUGUUCUUAUGGAUGGGGGCGUAGGAGAGCAUUUACAUAAGGAGCCUCAGUGUGGGGCCUUCAGCUUUAUCUGGCAACAAAACUGCCACCUCAUGCUUCCUGGGGCCCUCUUUUCCUUAUUCACCCCAGUGAGUCGGCUGUACAAACAAACACAGCUAGCGUCCAGGGAGGGCUCUGCCAUGCCUCUCCCUCUGUGUGUUUGCAGAGCAAAUGAUAGGCAGACCGGGCCCCACUCAGGGAGAGCAAGCCAGGCAAGCGCCCUACGCUGCUGUUGAAAAUAUCUGCAGCCCCAGCGCUGGGAACAAUGAAUUCUGACGGGGAAGGAAGUUGUUAAACUGGAGGCUAGUCUGGCAGAGGGAGGCAAUAGUCAUUCAAGGUAGUCCGAGUCAAACAAGGUCUCCUGGCUGCUCCCAGUACUGAGGUUAGGGGGUGUUGCAUACGAGCCCACAUCUGGUAGCCACAUUAGCAACACCUUCACACGUAGCAGACACUACACUACUCUGGGGUAACUUUUUAAUUGCCUCAAUUUUACACAUUAGCUGUAUUUCUACUGCUUCCCAGCUGGACAAUAUGCUACCUAGUGAAUCAGUCAAUAGGGUCAGUAGAGGCCCCUCUGUAACAUGGAGUAGUAAGUGCUGAUCGAGGAUCAGUUUUGCCUUUUCAGAUCAUAAUGAAUACAAUUAUGUGGAGAAGGGGGAGCUGAUCCUAGAUCAGCACACUUUGUGAAUACGGACCCAGUACACCACCACCAGCCAAUGUUUUUGCACGAUACACCCACAGAGGAGGAAACAGAGAUGGAAUUCACAUUGAUAAAGGAGAUGGAAAUCACAGUGACAAAGGAGAUGGAAUUCACAGUGAUAAAGGCGAUGGGAUUCACAGUGAUAAAGGAGAAUUAAAGAUCUGAGACCUUUUUCUCUCUCUUUCUCUCUCUCUCUUUCUCUCUCUCUCUCUCUUUCUCUCCCGCUCUCUUUCUCUCGCUCGCUCUCGCACUCUCUCUCUCUCUCUCCCUGUGUAGGCGUUAAGCUCAAUCUAACAUAUUGUCUGGUCACAGUAUGCAGCAAAUAUUGAUCUGAGAGUGGGGUGAGAGUGAUAUGGAAGUAGUCUUGAUAUAUUAGCAGCACAAUGUUUCCUAUCUCGCCCACCACCAAACGUUAACCCCUGAAUGAAUGUGUGACACAGGAAGCGCACAAACCUAAAUAUCACUUCUGUUAUUACUAUUAUAGCCUACAGUCAAAAUCAUUUUGGCAUACAGUGUAAACCACAUUAUACUGAUUUGGUGCAGCCUUUUGCCUUAUGCCUGCUGUAUGUGAUAAAGUCCUAAGUGUGUUAUGUAUGGCUCAUUAUGGGAAUAAGCGGUGACAGUGAGUGAGAGUAUAUUUAUUUGUCCAUUGAAAUUACUUUUAUUUGUCCUUUGAGGUGACUAAGCAAGCUUUUGUAGGUUUUGUUAUUUGUCUUGUGUGCAGACAGAGUCAGGCUGUUGUUGUGCCCAAUAGGGGAGGGUCGGAUGCUGGGGCUGGCAGCUGAUAUCCAACAGGCUCUGUGUCAGCUUUAAAGCCAGCUGGGGCGCUGCCACUUUGCCUGCCAUCCCCUGUGACCUGGCAUCCUGCAGUAGCAGUACCCACAGAGACACAGUCCAUCUCUUUACCACAGAGCCUCUCUAACUCAUCUCCCAGAGGGGGUUCCGGCAACAGCGUUUGUUUACGGUAGAAAAAGCAAUACGAUACUAAACGGGGCUCUGUAAAAACAUUAUCUUCUCCCAGAUCUCCAUAGGAUGCAAAAUGCUCUGUAAUCACAUUAUAAACCAACAUGUGAUUUAUUGCAGGGUUAAUCGCUGUGGAACUGGGAGCAUAUAGUAUAUAAUCAACAUAGAAAGACGCUAGUGUUCACAUUUAUGUUGAUCGUACUUACCAGAUAAAGGUCUCUUUUUGAUGCAGAGACAGAGCCACAGUCACAAUAGCAGCACUAUAGAAAUCAGGAGUAACUAGUGGGAGACGGUUAGACCUGAAGAACAAGUCACAGUUUGUGGCCAUUUUAGUCAAUUGCUUCACCUUUCAGAGAAAAUUGUUCUGAACAUUGGAAGUAUAGAUGUAGGAUCUUAAUUUGAGCCAGUUUGCUACAGCAGAACAUUUAUCCUGCAGCAACAGGAAAUGUGGAUUAUUAUGUGGAUUAUAAUUAAUGGACAUUUUUUGUAGGGAUUGAUACAUUUUUCAUUAAGGCAAAUCAAGUCUGACAUUUUAAAGAGGAAAUUACAAACUUUAGAAGCCGUUUUAACCCUUGAAUACACUACAAGUUAGCAUUUCCUGCUGUGUAGGAAAAUUCUCAGCAACAAAAGAGUGAUCAAAUUAAGAUCCUACAUCUGUAUGUAUUGCCCCAGGGCUUGUGUCAAUAGUUAGGAAGGAACACAGUAGUAGCUGGCGUUGCAUGCCUCUCUCUUGCACAGUACACUGCAGUGUUAAACUCACUCCCAGGGUUCAACGUGGGUCACCAACCCUACAGAUGAGGACUGGCAGUCAGGCUGUACAGAACCCACUGAACCCAGGCGUUAUCCGUCAUCGUCGGGCCGCCCCACCAUCUGACUCUUAUGGGUCGGCCCAAGUCUGGACCUGCAGGCAGCCAGAUGCCCAGCCUCUCUCUGUGUGUCUGAGGGGGGAGGAAAGUAGGGUAAAGAGGCACUGCACACCCAGUGCUGCCCGGGUAACAGAUGAGCCCUACUUUUCACUCUGGACCUAUUUGCAGCAUAGUGACCCAGAGAAAGAGUGAGUCUGGGGGGAAUAGAGGGGAAAGAGGAGAGGAAGGGGGGAAAAAGAAAGGCAAUGAGAAUCCAGAACACAUUGGGUCUGAAUUUAUGACUGCCGUCAGAGCUGCGCUCUGUCAUCCCAGCCUUGUUACUGGACUGAUUCUCCUGGUGGAGCCACUAAAUAUAGCCUAGACGUCCCUCCCGCACUGCGCCGCACGCCACUGCCGGGAAGAAAGAAUAAAAGAACCUCACAAGGUCGCUCGCUGUGGAGAGGUGGCUGUAUGUCUCCUCCCUCCCCUAGCCUGUCUCGGGGAAAGAGCCCCCCAUCAGUACAUCUGUAUGGUCACUCCAAAGACCUCUAUAUGGCGCUCAAAGGGGCUGGCAGAGUCAUCUUCUGUUCGUUUAGAUCCCACAGAGCAGGCAGGGUGUGGAUGUGUUCCAUCACCCUCCCUCUCUUUCUCCCUUCUCUCUGUAGCUACUGUCAUGCCCUGGCUAGUAGUGGGAGGGAGCCUGCAGGGCCUAGUGUGGCCUUGAAAAGCUCUGUCCAUUAUUUAUGAAUGUGUCUGCAUGCAGAUGUCGAGCGAGCGGAGGAGCCAGAUGAGAAAUGGGCUCAACGGCUCUCGGAGGUCUGAGGGCUUCUAAUGAGGAAAUUCAAGCCGCUCUCUCUGGGAUAAAUUGAUAUCUAGAUUUGCUCUUCAAUAGAGAGUGAUUUCGAUGCGCUCGUGAAUAGGCACCUUGCUUUGUCCCCUGAAGUGCAGCACUUACCCUAGGUGAUGCCGUAUAUCUCGGCUCACUGUGGUGUGUGUGUGUGUGUGGUAACUAGAGUGAGUGUAUCCAGGCUCCAGCCCAGUCCAUUGUCCUCUAGUCUACUGCAGGUGUUUUUAGUGGGGCUCAGUUUGCAGUCACGAGGGGCUGUAGGAGUCUCCAUCUGGCCCUGGUUCAGCAGCCAGGUACAGAGAGAGCGGGGAAACGUUUCUCGUCACCCUUCCCUCCCUCCUAUCCGUCCUCGCCGUUUGACUUUGUUCUUGACGUGCUCCAGAGAGGCAGCCUUGGGGAGAGAGAGCAGAGCGGAAGAGAGCAGCAGCUCAUCUCAUAUUGGCAAGCUCUCUGGCUGUCUUCCUCUGGCUCUUUGUUAUUCCUCCUCGCCUCUCUCCCUCUCUGCCAUUCUGUUUCUUUCUCUCCUCACUUCUCUGCUACGGCUCCCUGGUGCUGUGAGAUACCGCUGGGGUGUGUGGGUAUCAGAAGGUUUGUCAGCACCUGAGGGAACAGAAAGAAUCAGGCGAUCUGUUGAUGCUUUGUGGGAGGGAAAAUCACACCCUCAUGGAUAUUGUCAGCAAAUCCAUGGAAAUAAUAAGGGGGGAAAUGUAUUGUGAUUUUGCAAUUAUCUGUAUUUUAUUGCCAAUUAUUUUUCUCCGGAUGAGUGUUGCACUAUGUGACUGAAGGUGUCAAAGAAAGUAUGGCUUUCUUUUGUUCUGCAGUCCCUGUGGACUAUUGCAGGUUGAUAGUAUAGAUCUGGCAUGUAAGAUUAUAUAUUUUUGCCUCCCUCCUAAAGUUUGUAGUGUUUUGGGUCAAAAAAGACUGUAAAAUCACCAGGAAUUCAGCAAAAUAUUUGUUUAAUUCACACAAAUAAAAAAAGAGACGUGAUCGUGUCUCAAUCUAAUUCAACGUAUGAAAUGAUUGUUAUUUUCAAAUACAAUCUCUUUUUGGGCUUAGUUGUGGUCAAUUUGCAGUGUACAAAUUAAUAUAAUAAGUUCCGUUCCCCAUCCCACCAUCCGCUCCGACAAAAAACGGCCCACGGCUGAAUCUAGUUGCCUUCCCCUGGUAUAGAUGUUACAUAUCAUGCCCUCCAGACAUCACCUGACACCAAUAUGGAUGGGGGUUAAGGGCUGUAAGUAAGCAUUUCACGGUAAUGUCUACACCUGUUGUAUUCGGCCCAUGUGGCAAAUAAAAUUUGAUUUGAUUUGGGUCACAAGUCCCUGCCUGUCCCUCCUCGAUCCGUCACGCUGGCACCUCUCCAAGCUAGCAGGGACAGAUGGAGAGACACUCAUUUCUUGGAUCACAUUGUCCCCCUCUGCCCGAAAAUAGGUUACAUGAUGUUCAAUAUUUCAGGUUGAGAGAGAGAGAGUGCUUUACAUGUGAAUGUAUGUAAGUCACAUUCUCUAUUUCUGGUCCUGGCGGUGCUCUUGCGCCAUCUUGUGGUAGAAUGUGGCAGUCCGUUUUUUGCAUUUACAUAAGGUCUAACCAGUAGGGAGGGGUUCAUCAAAAUGUUCAUUCACAUUCAUGUUCAUUCCAUAUUCAAUUCAAAAGUGAACGCUAUAUCACGUCAGAUGUGAAAAGUAAUUUGUAAUUUAUUUAUUUGCAGGUAAAGCUUCCUUUCCCUGUAGAUCAAAUCACAAAUCUUCCACGGAACGACUUCCAAAUGAUGGUAAAAAUGCACAAACUGACCUCAGAGCAGCUGGAGUUCAUCCAUGACGUCCGGCGGCGGAGUAAGAACCGCAUCGCAGCGCAGCGCUGUCGCAAGAGGAAGCUUGACUGCAUCAUGAACCUGGAGUGUGAGAUCAGAAAAUUGGUCAGUAUGUCUGUCAUUCUCUCUCAUAGACAUACUGUGCACACCAGAGGAGGCUGGUGAGAGGAGCUAUAGGAGGACAGGCUUAUUGUAAUGGCUGGAAUGAAAAUAGCUCCUCCCACCAGCCUCCUCUGGCACAUACAAUACUGCAGCACAUAGUGUGUGGACCUACUGGGUUGUAGAGUAGUAGAACAAUGUGAUGUCUAUAUAGAACCGUUCUCUCCCUGGACUUACUAAUGAUAACAUGUUGACAGUGCAACAAGCAUUACCUUGGAAUAGAGUAAUAUUAAUUAUAUCAACACUGUCAGCACUUUCACGCUGGCCGAGCUGUCAAAGUACAGUAAUGUGUGUGUAGGCUGGUGUAGGGGGAAGAAUAUUAAAGUAGAGGAUCCCCAGUAGAGUGCUGGCUGUAUGUCUCCCACCUUGCCUUCUCGCCCCCACGUUUCCAUGGCAUCGCGGCAGGCGGUCUCUCACAGGCAGCCAGUAUGCUUUUUCCGUGAUGGGGUGGAGCUGCAGGCCUUUGGUGUGUUGUGUGUGUCAGCCACACACACACACACACACACACACACUAGUGCUUUACACUCCACAGUGGACUGACAGCCUUCCCCUUGAUGUCACCCAGCAGCAUCCUAGAUAUGAGAACAUCAUCAUCAUCUCAAACCGCUUUCCACCACCUCGUCCCAUGUUACCUCAGUGCACACAGCAUCCUGGAAAUGCUCGCUCAUCACAAACCUUAUCAACAGCAUGCUUGCUAUUGAAACGGCAUUAUUUAACAUAAGCUUAGGGAGCAAACAAUAUAGCUAGGCCAUGUGAACUCUUUUAUGUUGAUAUGAAGAAGUGAAUGGCAUGUAGCAAGCAUCCAUGUCACUCUGCUGCUAUAGGUAGUAUGAAGCAUUUAUAGAACAUCGACUGUGCAGCUGCAGUGUCAAAGGGCAUCACAGUAUGUACUGCAUGUCUCUUUGCUCCUUGUCAGACCACAGCUCAUGACACUAGUCCUCAUCCCUAAUAUUUCCUUUUGUGUCCACCAGGUGAACGAGAAGGACAAGCUGCUGGCAGAGAGGAACCAGCUGAAGGAGUGUAUGGGCGAGCUGUGGGAGAACUUCUCCUGUCUGUCCCAGGAGGUGUGCAGGGACGUGCAGCUGAGCCCGGAGCAGGUCCAGUCCCUGAACCACUACUGCCCUGUUCUGAAGCCCGGCACCAACACCACCGACACUGCCAUCAAUGCUGCCUCCAACAGCAUUGACCUUACCACCCACUCCGGCUCAGCCACCCCGGAGCCCAGCUUCCUGAAGUCCCCCGGGCCCUCAGAGAGCGAGCCUGACUCGGCCAUGGGGAAUGAGGCUGACGGGGGGGGAGGCGGCAACGAGGCGGAAGGGCAGGAGCCGAGGUUAUACAUGGAGGCGGGGCUCUCGUUCAAUGAACAGUCCAAUCAGACGGUGACGGUAGACUUCUGCCAGGAAAUGACUGAUAAAUGUACAACUGACGAACAGCCGAGAAAGGACUGUACAUAG